ACAUUGCUUGCUUCCUUCCUGUUAUCACUCACACUCUCCUCUCUCUUUUAAGGGUUUUUAUUUUCCUGCGCCUUCUCCUCCUCCUUUCGACUCUCCUGCAACCCUCCUCCUCCUCCUCAUUCCUCACUUUCUCUCUCCUCCAUUUUCGAUCAACAAUGGCUUCCUCCGACUCUCGCAAGCCCAUCACUCUCACUCCUCCCAACCAGAUCGCCAAAGAUAUCACAGGGCCAGACAAUCCUAUACCGCUUUCACCUCAAUGGCUUCUCCCUAAGCCAGGGGAGACUAAGACUGGGAUGUCACUAGGGGAAAAUCGUCCAAGCCCUUACACUGGUUACGGUGAUCGUUCAGAUGUCACUAAGUCUCCGGGAAAUGGUGAGGAGAUGCAUGAUAACCAGAAGAAAAGGGAUGUUUUCAGGCCUACUUUUCUUGAUGCAGAAACUGGGCGUCGUGAUCGCUGGCGUGACGAAGAAAGAGACACUAAUCCAUCAGCUCGCAAGGACCGUUGGAGGGAGGGGGAAAAAGAGAUUGGUGACGGUCGGAAGACCGACAGGUGGGUUGAUAAUACGCCCACUAAGAACUUUGGAGAAGCACGUCGUGCUCCAUCCGACAAGUGGGCUGAUCCAAGCAAGGAGAAUAAUUAUGAUCAGCGUCGUGAGAGUAAGUGGAACACGCGCUGGGGUCCUGAUGAUAAAGAGGCAGAUAAGUGGACUGAUGCUGGAAAACACGGUGACAUGCCUCAGGAUAAAGGCCAAUCACAAUUAGCUAAUCACGGGAAGGAUGAGAGGGAGGGUGAUAACCAUCGCCCGUGGAGGCCUAGCUCUUUGCAAAAUCGUGUUAAAGCAGAAACAUUACAUCACCAUCCUCAAAUGACUAGCAAAGAAGGUCCUACAUUUGGCCACGGGAGAGGUCGUGGGGAUAAUGCUACUUUUUCUGUUGGUCGUGGACGGGCUAAUUUUAGUGCUGGGAGUAUUAGUAACUAUUCUGUUCAUCCUCACUCAGGUUUUAAUUCUGACAGAGGUGAUAAUGGUCAUGAAGAACCUUCUCCUUUCAGCUAUAAUAGAACAAAGUUGCUUGAUAUUUACCGGCUGACUGAGAUAAGAUCUUCGAACAAGAUAUUGGAUGGAUUGAAGCAAGUUUCCUCUCUCACUCAGGAAGAACCUUUGGGGCCUCUGGCACUUUGUGCACCUACGCCUGAAGAAUCAGCUAUUAUGAAGGGUAUUGACAAGGGGGACAUAAUAAGCAGCGGUGCACCCCAGAAUUCGAAGGAAGGAUCUACAGGACGAAGUCCAAAUGAAUAUGCUCAAUCAAGACGAACGAAACAUGGCAGCAGAGAUGAUGUAUCCCUUCCUCCUGAUGAAGACAAUGAUAAAGUUGACCAUGCUAAAGGUACUUAUUCAAAAAUUUCAGAGUUGUCACCCCGUGAGAAGCAGAUGAAUGUGUAUGGUUCAAAUGUCAUAAUGGAUGGCAAUGAAAAUCCUCAGAUAUAUGCUGAGAAAUAUAGAGUUCCAGCUGCAAGAGAUGAUGAGAGUUCUUUAAAGAAGGGUGAUGAAGUCUCUGAUAACAGAGACCCUGGCAUUAAGGGGCGUGUUUAUUCUCAAUCUGGAACUCCGUGGCGGUCACCUUCUUUGGAAGAGCACGCAAGCACUCACUCACGUGAUUGGUUUAAUAGUCCAGCGGGAGGUGGUAUUCGCUCCAAAAGCUCUGACAUCAGCUGGUCACAAGCACCAAAAGACAACUCAUCUGUUUUGCCUGAUCCAAAUGCUCACAAUGAACUCAAGUGGCAAGUUGGUGAAGAUUCUGCUGCCAGAAAACAUGCCGUUGUGACAGUUGACCGGGAGCAAGAAACAAGGAAACUCUUACACACUUCUCCAGAUGACAUGCUCCUUUAUUAUAAAGAUCCGCAAGGUCAAAUUCAGGGUCCCUUUUCUGGUAGUGAUAUAAUUGGGUGGUUUGAGGCUGGGUAUUUUGGGAUAGACUUACGAGUUCGCCCAGUAAAUGCCCCAAACGACGUUGCAUUUGCUUCACUUGGUGAUGUGAUGCCCCACUUGCGAGCUAAAGCAAGGCCCCCACCUGGGUUUAAUACAGCAAAGCAGAGUGAGGUACCUGAUGUGUCUAGUAGGUCAAGCUCAAGUGGAUUUGGGAAGGUCCUUCCUGGUCCUAGCGGGGUUGAUUUGCUUGGAAAUGAGCAUAGACAUACUCAUGGAUCGUCAACAGAUGCUGAAAACAAAUUUCUGGAGUCAUUAAUGGCUGGAGAAAUAACCACUUCUCAUCUGGAGAGAUUUGCCUCCUCAGAAGGGCUGCAACGAUUUGUUGGACAAAAUUCCAGUGGUAUGUCUCCCUCGGUGGCUGAAAGUGGAGAUGCUCUCAACCUUUUGGCCCAAAGAAUGAACCUAGAACGACAAAAAUCAUUGACUCAAUCUUAUCCGUACUGGGCAAGUAGAGAAGGAGCCCCUGUGGGCCCUGACUUUGUUAGGAACUCUACCAUUCCACAGGCAAAUCCACUUUCAACUGUUGGUGAUAUUCCCCGACAAUCUCUUCCUCAGAAUGUUGAGAUGAUGUCCAUUCUUCAAGGCUUAUCUGAUAGGUCUUCUGGUGGAGUGAACAAUGGAUUAGGUGGUUGGCCAAAAUUUUCUGUGCAAGGUGGCAUCGAUCCAUUUAAAGAAAACGUUGACUUGCAUUCCGGACAGAAUUUUCCUCAAAUGGCAUAUGGUAUGCAACAGCAUAAGCAGCAGCCACAAAAUCAUCCAUCAAUGACAAAUUUACUUGCCCAGACUCUAGACAACCCUGCCAUCCAGUCUGACAAGCUACUCUCGGCUGGCCUUACACAUGACCCUCAGGCAUUAAAUCUGUUACAGCAGCAGUAUUUGAUGCAAUUACAUUCUCAACAGGCUGUCCCAGGCCCACAGCUUUCAAUUCUGGAUAAGUUCCUAUUGCUUAAGCAGCAACAAAAGCAAGAGGAGCAGCAACAGAUGUUGCGACAGCAACAGCAACAACAAUUGCUUUCUCAGGUUCUGUCAGAGCAGCAGCUUGUUCAACGUUUUGGUGAUCCAGCUUUUGGGCAGUUACAGACUUCUGCAUCGCCUAUUGGAAAUGCACCCAUUGAACAAUCUGCGCCCCAGCUGUCACCCUCAUUGUUUCAAGCUAAUUCUCAAGUUCCUGUUUCUAGUAUGCCAGAUGAUAGAAAUGUUAGCAUUGCCAAUAUGCCUCCAAAAUUUUCCCAGGGUUUGGGUCAUCAAGUACCUGCUGACGGAUCAUCUUUGCACUUGCCUCAUCAGAUGUUAGGAACGGCACAAAAAAAUUGGCCAUCUAUGUCAACACAUGCCGACAACAUUAACAAUUUACCAUCAGGUUCAGAAAUGAUGGGAAAAAUAACCGCCUCCGAAGUAGUGGACAAGUCCCUGAGUACGGCUGCAGUGGAACGUGUCACUUCUGAACAUAGUGCACCAUCUUUAUCAGGCCAGGUGGUAGAGAGAAACUCAAAAACAGCACAACCUACUUUGAUUGUGGAUUUGGGGAUGAGUGUGCUAAGUGCUGACUCUGUACCACCCAAGUUUUCUGAAUCAUCUGUGAGCCCUAGGGAAAAUCAGAUUUUGAUGUUUGAGAGAACAAAUGAUAAUAAGCUUACACCAACUGGUACUCUAGAGGAAAACUCUGAAAAGGAGUGUCAUGAAGAUGUAUCUGCAGCAAAAGACGCAAAAAAUGUUGAAUCACGUGAGGUUAAGAAAACUUCCGACAAGAAAUCAAGAAAGCUAAAGUCUUCCAAGGCGCAACCAUCUCCUGACCAGUUGAAGGGAGCUUCCAAAGCGUCUACUGUGCAGAAAUCUAAGCAAUCUGAAGCUGAAGGAGCACUUAGUGCGACCAAGUCGAAUCUUUCUGUUGCUUCCAGAAGUACAUUAGAUGGAAGACCUAUGGAGGCAGCUAGGGAAAUAUCUAACCCAUCAGAAAUUGAUCUCUAUACUUCGCUUAAUUACCCUGCUGGUGUUUUUGAAUCUAUGGACGCCAAAGGUGAACAGAAACAGAGUGAUUCUGUUACGCAACAAGGUGUGCAAGUAAGUUCUUCACAGAGAGCUUGGAAACCAGCUGUUUGUGUGAAGCCUAAGUCACUAUUAGAAAUUCAACAAGAAGAGCAGAAAAGGGCACAGAUGGAGAUCCCUGCCCCUACUGUCUCUGCUUCUAUUAGUCCUAUCAGUUUCUCCAGUCCUUGGGGUGGAAUGGUUACCCAUGUGGAGCCUAAAGUAUCUAGAGAUAUUCACCAGGAUAGUAAUAGUAGUGAGCAUAUGGGGAAAACAGAGUCGCCAAAGAGUAAGAAGAGUGGGUUGCAUGAUCUUUUGGCCGCAGAAGUUUUAGCAAAGUCUAACAACAGAAGCAUUGAAAUCACUGACAAUGCUUCAAGUCUUCCUCUUUUACCAACAACGCCUAAUCAGUUAGAUGUGGUUGAUCACGAGAAUUUUAUUGAGGCUAAAGAUACCAAGAAGAGUCGUAAGAAAGCUGCAAAGGCUAAAGCUUCUGGAGCAAAGGUUUCAGCUGCAGUUCCUUAUGCUGAUGUGGCUGUUGCAUCUGGUCCUGUUGAGAAAGUAAAAAGUACUAAACAUGUGCAAGCAGAGAAGGAGGUAUUGCCUGCACCACCAUCUGGUCCAUCUCUAGGGGACUUUGUUCCUUGGAAGGGUGAAUCAACUAGCCCUUCUCCAGCUCCUGCUUGGUCUUCAGAUGCUGGAAAGUUUCCAAAACCCACAUCACUGAGAGACAUCCUGAAAGAACAGGGGAAGAAAGGAACUCCACAUCAACAGUACGCACCAAUAUCAACUUCACCAAAACCUAGUUCAGCUCAGACGCGUCCUGUGUCGUGGUCAGUUUCAGCAUCAUCCCCUUCGAAAGCCAUAUCUCCGGUUCAGAUCAAUUCCCAUCCUCCUUCACAAACAAAGUAUAAAGGAGAAGAUGAUCUGUUCUGGGGUCCUCCAGAUCAAUCGAAGCAAGAGAGCAAACAGGCAGUCUUUCCUCAGCUUGGUAACCAAGGCAGCUGGACUACUAAAGGCACUCCUGUCAAAGGAACUCCUGGAACUUCUAUUAACCGACAAAAGUCUGCUGGUGGCAGGGCUGUGGAGCACAUUUCGUCUUCACCUGUCGCUGCACAGGUUUCUGGGAAAGGGAAACGAGAUGGGAGUACAAAGCACUUGGAGGCGAUGGACUUCAGAGAUUGGUGCCAGAAUGAAUCAGUUCGGCUUACUGGAAGCAAAGAUACAAGUUUUCUUGAGUUUUGCUCAAAGCAGUCCAGAUCUGAGGCUGAGACACUUCUUACGGAAAAUCUUGGAUCUUUUGAUCCAAAUCAUGAAUUCAUUGAGAAGUUUUUGAAUUACAUGGAGUUGCUGUCAGCAGAUGUGCUGGAGCUUGCCUUUCAAAGUCGAAAUGAUCUGAAGGCCUAUAACAAAGGAGCCAGAGACAUGAAUUCCGACUAUCAAGGUUUGAGAGACCUUGACAAAGACAGAGAUGUUGUGGCAAGUGCUGAUGCAUCGAUGAAAGGAGGGAAAAAGAAGGGAAAGAAAGGAAAGAAGGUGAGCUCUGCUGUAUUGGGGUUCAAUGUUGUUAGCAACCGCAUCAUGAUGGGUGAGAUUCAAACCCUUGAAGAUUAAAAGAGGUGCUAGGUUGGUUUGUAAAUACAUUCGUCUGGACUUUUUUGUAAAUGAUUUUCCCUUUAGCCAUUCUGUUUUCUCUCCAUUAUAAUAGAGCAACAUACGCAGUGACCAGUUUGUCCGCUGAAGCAAUUUUGUGUACUAGUAUUUUGUAAGGGCCCUUUAUUUUGUUGGCUUCACAGAGAACUAACAAGGUUUUGUUCUAAUUCAGGUAAACCUUUUCUUUACUUUUUUAGCCUCUAGUCUCACCUUUAUAGAUUGUUGUAUUAUAGAGAUAGAUGUGGCCUAAACCUUGCCAUUGCAGUCUCAUGGUUUUUUUGCCAUGUUUUCGGUCUGUUGAUGGUUGAGCCUCAUGUCGAUUUAUAUGUUAUUUUUUAGAUUUUAA
Spinacia oleracea (spinach) is the source of this 6012-nucleotide messenger RNA. Its product is annotated as protein ESSENTIAL FOR POTEXVIRUS ACCUMULATION 1. Gene Ontology annotation, molecular function: protein binding. Bases 156 to 5627 code for a protein of 1823 amino acids. The transcript has 10 exons. The record is from RefSeq and is a predicted model, not a curated record. Lineage: Eukaryota; Viridiplantae; Streptophyta; Magnoliopsida; Caryophyllales; Amaranthaceae.